AUGUUGUUUCUCUCGGCUGCUAAGAGAUCUGUGACGCUCCCUCCCACAGGACUGUACCUCACGCCGCUUUACCCUUGGUUGGUGUGGUUCCUCUGGAAAGCCCGCAACCUGUUGAUCUUUGAGAAGAAGGAUGUGACAGCAGCUGACUCGCUCCAUAGAGCCAUUGCGGAAGCAAAGGCCUGGCAAGGGGCACAAGAAGCCUUCCCUCCUAGAGCUGUGCUUUUACCCCUGCCACAACCGACCUACCUUGGUCCCCCAGGUUCUAUCUCUUGCUUCACGGAUGCGGCGUGCCAUGCCGAUGACGACUUGGGCGGCUUGAGCUGGAUCUUUAAAGAUGAUACCGGCCGCAUAAUCUUUCAAAGCUCCACACCUCAGGAUUUUAUCCCCUCAGCUCUAGCAGCUGAAGCUUUUGCCGUCAAGCUUGCUCUCUCUUAUGCGAGAGCUGCUGACUUCCUUCGAUUGACCUGCUUUUCAGAUUGUCAGGAGCUCGUUCUCCUCCUCAACUCUGAUGGUCUUUCUAACCAAAUCCAAGGUUUAUUAGAUGAUAUCAAGUCUCUUAGUUUAUCUUUUGUCUCUGUUGCUUUUAAGUUUAUUCCUCGAGCCCUUAACUCUGAGGCGGAUUUACUGGCUAAGUCCAGCUUGUUAUCAUGGAUCCCUCCUAGUGAGGUUUGA
This is a messenger RNA of Microthlaspi erraticum, 672 nucleotides long. The record is from the annotation of a GenBank genome assembly. Lineage: Eukaryota; Viridiplantae; Streptophyta; Magnoliopsida; Brassicales; Brassicaceae.